Messenger RNA from Mirounga angustirostris (Northern elephant seal), 4947 nucleotides. RefSeq names its product synapse associated protein 1 (gene SYAP1). NCBI's taxonomy places the organism in Eukaryota, Metazoa, Chordata, Mammalia, Carnivora, Phocidae. The record is from RefSeq and is a predicted model, not a curated record. Gene Ontology annotation, cellular component: nucleus; Golgi apparatus; synapse. The transcript is spliced from 9 exons. The coding region runs from base 126 to 1202 and encodes 358 amino acids. Gene Ontology annotation, biological process: TORC2 signaling; regulation of short-term neuronal synaptic plasticity.
AGAGGCUGCUCCAGGGCCGCACUUCCGGCCAUCUCCCUGGGAGACGCGCAUUGUGGAGUCGGGAGCAGGCGGUGCAAGUUAGGGUCUCCGGUGGCCGGGACCGCUGUACCGGCCCCGCGGGCGGGAUGUUCCGGGGUUUGAGCAGUUGGCUUGGCUUGGAGCAGCCGGCGGCGAGUGGCCGGCAAUCUGAGGGAGACGGGCAGGUCGAGGGAGACGCUCCACCCCAGCAGUGCUCCGAAGAGGUGUCAGAGUCGGCAGAGGAGGAGCCGCGGCAAGCGGGGGACCAGGAACUCCUUCAUCAGGCAAAAGGCCUCGGCAACUAUCUGUUUAGCUUUGCAACUGCUGCUACAAAAAAGAUAACUGAAUCAGUUGCUGAAACCGCACAAACAAUAAAGAAAUCAGUAGAAGAAGGAAAAAUAGAUGACAUCAUUGAUAAGACAAUUAUAGGAGAUUUUCAGAAGGAACAGAAAAAAUUUGUUGAGGAACAGCUUACCAAAAAGUCAGAAGCAGCAGUACCCCCAUGGGUUGAUAGUAAUGAUGAAGAAACAAUUCAACAACAAAUCUUGGCCUUAUCAGCUGACAAGAGGAAUUUCCUUCGUGACCCUCCAGCUGGAGUGCAGUUUAAUUUUGACUUUGACCAGAUGUAUCCCGUCGCCCUGGUCAUGCUUCAAGAGGACGAGCUGCUGAGUAGGAUGAGAUUCGCCCUUGUUCCUAAACUCGUGAAGGAAGACGUGUUUUGGAGGAACUACUUUUACCGCGUCUCCCUGAUUAAGCAGUCAGCCCAGCUCACAGCCCUGGCCGCCCAGCAGCAGGCCUCCGGGAAGGAGGAGAAGAGCCAUGGCACUGAGGAGGACCUGCCACUGGCAGAGGCAGUACGGCCCAAAACACCACCUGUCGUAAUCAAAUCUCAGCUUAAAACUCAAGAGGAUGAAGAGGAGAUUUCGACCAGCCCAGGGGUUUCUGAGUUUGUCAGUGAUGCCUUUGAUGCCUGUAACUUAAAUCAGGAGGAUCUGAGGAAGGAAAUGGAGCAACUGGUUCUUGACAAAAAGGAGGAGGAGACAGCCAUUCUAGAAGAAGAUUCUGCAGAUUGGGAAAAAGAACUACAACAGGAACUUCAGGAAUAUGAAGUGGUGACAGAAUCAGAGAAACGAGAUGAAAACUGGGAUAAGGAAAUAGAGAAAAUGCUGCAGGAGGAAAAUUAGCUCUUUCCUGAAAUAAAAGAAUAAUGCUUAACAUUCUGUAACUGACAUUAAAUUCUAGAUGACGACACUCGCUGAAUCAGAAUGCAAAAAAGAUUGGUAUAACUACGAAAUUCAAGAUUAUUCUUUUUUCAAGCUGAAAUUUGCCUUUUUUGCAUUUAUAAAAAGUAUAUAGAACAGUUAUUCUAAUAAUCAAAAAGGGAUGUUUUAUGUAAUAUUUCUUUAAUAUAAAUCUAGAGAUAUUCAUGUAGUUACUAUGGAUAUCUUUGCCACAGAAAUGCAAGUAAAAUUUUAGAGUUCUGUUUUCCAUGAGGUCAGAAUUAUAAUUUAUUCUUCAAUUGUUUUUUCCUAAACAUUUGUACUUCUUGUUGCAUUUUCACUGAUACAUGUAUUUGUUGAAGUACUUACGUAACGGAUUGAUAACUAUCAAAAUGACCAAAUUGUACCAAAGAACUUAAGAAGAAGCACUUUCAAGACUAUUUUCUUGGUAGGUAUUUUCUAAAAUUCCCUCUAGAAGCCAAAAGGUAAGAUAAUUAUGUUGAUUUUCAUAGUGUAAACAUCACACAGUUUGACAUUGAGAAAUACUGUGCAGAAACAUUUGUUUUUUUCUGGGGCCUUUUCUUUCUUGUGUUGUUGUUUGUUUCUUUGUUUUUUUAACUAUACCACGUUUAGUAUCGUUGCUUUCCUAAAUUCCACAUCACAGUUUUUGUAGAAAGCAGGGUCUUUUGUCCUUUUUAUAUUAAUGACCUUCAUAAGCCCAUUCACCUUACAGUCUCUUGUUUUUGUUUAAAUCAUCAUCACAUAUAAAUGUUUCAGUUUCGUUUGUUUGUCUUAGUUAAACUGUCGGUCCUUAUAAAAUUGUGUUCCUCUAAGUACAACUUGUGGAACUUCACUGCUCAAUCCUGCUUGUAUUCUGCUACACCAGCAGGCCCAUGCUCAUAGAAUAUGGUUUUUUUUUUUUUUAAAGAUUUUAUUUAUUUAUUUGACAGAGACACAGCGAGAGAGGAAACACAAGCAGGGGGAGAGGGAGAAGCAGGCCUCCCGCCGAGCAGGGAGCCCGAUGUGGGGCUGGAUCCCAGGACCCUGGGAUCAUGACCUGAGCCGAAGGCAGAGGCUUAACGACUGAGCCACCCAGGCGCCCCAGGAUAUGGUAUUUUAAAAGAACAAGGUGGCUUAAUGUCAGAACACUUCCGAGGCAUUUGCUUCCUAAAACGUUCAUAUUUUUCAAGGAACCUUUAUUUCAUAAACGGGAAUAGAAUUAAGACAGUCCUUUAUAGGAAAAACGUACAUAUUUCUGUUCUUCACUCCAUAAAAAUUAGUCCAUGGUCCUCUGGCAAAGGUAUAGUCAACGAGAGAACUGGGUGUGCGUCCAAGCUUUCCUCUUGUUUGUAGCUUGGUGCACACACUUGUGAAUGAGCCAGACUGUCUCAGCUAGGAUCCCUUGGGUUAUAGCAAUAAACUCACGUAUUCUGUGAAACCACUGACUCCAUUAUGAAGGGAUCUCCCCUUGUGGUGCCACAGUUGCUGAUUACUGAGUUUGGUUUCAGAGAUGGUGACUGGCAACUUCUAAAAUAAUCCUAUUGAAGGGAGAAGUUUGGGUUUUUUUAAAGUAGAGUUUUCUGGAGGGAAAGAAACAUGUAAAAUGUUUUUAAGUAGCUAAAAGUCCUGGAUGUAAGCAGAUCAUAUAUGACAGUGCUUGGCUCUUGGUAUAUGCACUAAAAUUCACAUUGUUGAAUAAAUACAAAAAAGCAAAGGUUUCAGAGAAAGUAAAAAAAAAAAAACUAAAAUGACAAUAGACAUUAUAAUUGUUACUAUGAACUUUACAUGAUACUCUUAUUGCAUUUGAAAACAACCUAAUUGUGUAUUGCUUUAUGAAAACAGAAGGCUGAAAUAAGAUUUAAUACACAGCAUAAAAAUACAGUUAUGCUCUAUUUUUAAUGAUUCAAAUAGGAGUAAAAUGUUCUGCUCUUUUAAUUGAUACAGGUAACUGAAGUGUAUUCCUUUAAAGGAAAAAAUAAUUUGUAACCAUGUUGGGUGGAAAAUUUCUAAGUAUUUAUUACAUGCCUGGGGGAUAGCCAACAAGCUAUGCUGAGCAUAAAAACACAUAAGCUUCACACUAUGGGGAUUAUACCUCACUACUCACAGUGUGGCUCAGGAACCAGUGAUGGCCUGCCCUAGGAGUUUGCUAGAAAUGCAGGGUUUCAGGCCAUGCCACAGACCUGCUGGCCCAGACCCUGCACGUUACCGAGAGCCCCAGGGAUUAGAAUGGGCUUUACAGUUUGAGUCAAAUUGGACUAACGCACUAACGCCCUCAGGGCAACCAAGGUUGCUGGUGCUUUUUACUUUGUACUCUUCCACUAGCAUCGUUGGAUGAUGGGGUCUUUCUAGUUGGUGUUACAGAUGCCUCCUCUGCUGUUGCAGUUAGUUCGUGCUGCCAAUUCACCUUUUCACACUGCCAAAUAAAGAGGAACCAAGCUCCCAGGAAGACCAUGAAUGAUCCUGCUAAGCCAGAUCUUUCUGAUGUCACACAUUUCAGAGGAAAAUGACAACACUACAAAGUGCAGAGAUAAGGCUCCCUGAGAAUUGUUUCACAUGUUCACAAGCUUUCUCUGAGGUUCUUGAGUGGCAUCAGAGGGCUGAUGUCCCCCGAAGGCCAUAAAGGAUGGAACGUACCAUGUAUGGCACGUUCAUGCACAUGAAAUCAAGUAAAAAUAUUUGGAAAGGUAAUAGAGUAUGGACCCAAGCUAUGUCUUUAAGGCCAAUUUUAGGUACAUGGAGUCUUAUUUUACAAGAACGGAAACUAUUUGCAGUUCCAGCAGUUUAUGGCAAGUCAAGUCCACGGAUGCAGCCAGUCUCAGCAGGAGCUCGUGCUCUGCUACCGCCAACUCAGUUACAGUGUCACAAAUUCAUAUGCAAAAGUGGCAACUUCUUAGAAGAAGUGGGAAAUCUCAGUUGGUAAGUUUUGAAAAGAAACUAGAGAACCUUAUCUUUUAGUAGAUAAAGCAGCAAUGAAUGAUACUUGUAACUCAGAGUGCUUUCAGCUACCCUACAGUAAGCAAGAUGGUUUUUCACAAACUAUUAUUACAAAUAGGAUUUUUAGGACAUUUUAAAGGUUUACCAAAAAAAAAAACCUUACGAUCACAUCCAACUUGCAAUAGUUUAUUUCCCUCCUUGACCACUUUGGUAUAAAAACCAUGACUUCAGUGAAUGUGCUUCUGUAAUUUAAAUAAUUUGAUAUGGUUCUUUCUGGUAAUAGAUUUUUCCCUCCAUUUUAAAGUAAAACCUUUUUCAACAGCAAAAAUGAGGGGCAUUUAAUUUUCACAAAUUUAUGUUUCAGCUUUUAAAAAUAUAAGUGGUAGGAAUUUUGAUACAGUUUAUAUAAUCAGUUUUAUGGGGGGGGGGGACAGGCCUUUUUAAUGAUUAUUUCCAGACUAUAUUGAUAGGAAAAUAAAAUUACAAAAUGCAUGUUACAAUACCCAAAAAAGAUGGUGCUUAGAAAACUAAUGAGUCAUGACAUGACAAAUAUAUAUUCAUGAAGCUUUAAUCACAUGCAGUUACAUAUUUCUUAUCAAUCAAUUGUUAUCUGGUCUUCACACUUAGGGAUUUGUUCAGAUGAAGCCGUUUAUGAUUUCAGUUGUUAAACUAUGAUUAGUUUUUAACAGCAUUUAUUCAGUGCAUUCUGAUUUAUUUCCAAUAUGAAAAAACUAUAUUCCACUUUGUUCUGAAUAAACCUCAUUUUUAGUGAUAA